This is a messenger RNA of Brassica rapa (field mustard), 2031 nucleotides long. Its product is annotated as YLP motif-containing protein 1. Lineage: Eukaryota; Viridiplantae; Streptophyta; Magnoliopsida; Brassicales; Brassicaceae. The record is from RefSeq and is a predicted model, not a curated record. Gene Ontology annotation, biological process: regulation of telomere maintenance. Gene Ontology annotation, cellular component: nucleus.
CGAUGCAUCUUCUUAUUUUUGGGCUGCUCUAUUUCUCACUGUUCAAUAUGAUUCGUCGACACUUGAAAAGUUUUUAUUAUUCAGAUCACAAAGUUGAAGCUACAGUUCCAUCCAAGUUCUCACCUUCUCCGUUCCACAACUCUCAAUCAAUUUCAUCAACGUAAACCCUAAUUUAGAUUUAGUAUUCCUCUGAUUACCUUUAAAUUAAUCCAGAAUGGAUAAUAAUAACUUCCAGAACUACCAUCAAUGGCGUCAAGGACCAACACAGCCAAACAUAUGCCCCGUUUGCACGGCGCCGCACUUCCCUUUCUGCCAACCCUCUGCUUUCCCGCACAACCCUAACUUCCCUCCUCACUUCAAUCCGCCGCGUCCUGGGUUCGACUCCUUCGCGGCACCACCGGCUCGACCGCAAAAUCACUAUCCGCUCGGUGAUCCAAGGCCGUGGCAACCUCACCACGCGAAUCAAUGGCGACCGGUUUCUGAUCAUCGUGGUGUCGUUGAUUGCGACAGGGAAGCUGAUCGGAGCUACAAGAGAGCUCGGAUUGAUGCGAUCGGAGGCGGUCAGAUCUCCUGGGAGGACGAGCGGAGGUUGAAGAUGGUAAGGGAUCAUGGUUACGGUGUAGCUCCUCCUCCGCCUCAUCAUCCACCGCCGUACGGAGGCUAUUUCGGUGGUCCUAAUGGUCAGCCUCCGCUUCCUGUUUCGCCACCACCGCCUUUGCCUCCGAUGGUCCCUCCAUCUGCAUCGUAUCCUCAGAUGCCAAAUGCUUCCCCUUCUUUAGCACCAACUCUGUCUAAAGUGAUUGAUGUGUCCCAUUUGCUGAAGCCUCCUCAUCGAUCCACACGUCCUGAUCAUUUUGUAAUUAUCCUUCGAGGACUACCAGGUAGUGGGAAGAGUUAUUUAGCCAAGUUGUUGCGUGACAUCGAGGUAGAAAAUGGCGGUAGUGCUCCACGAAUCCAUUCUAUGGAUGAUUACUUCAUGACUGAAGUCGAGAAGGUUGAGGAGAGUGAUUCGGCUUCUUCAAACUCUGGUAGAAGCAAGAGGUCUGUUGUGAAGAAGGUCAUGGAAUACUGUUACGAACCUGAGAUGGAAGAGGCGUAUCGUUCAAGCAUGCUGAAAGCUUUUAAGAGGACUCUUGAAGAUGGGGCUUUCAGCUUUGUAAUCGUGGAUGACCGUAAUCUGCGGGUACCUGAUUUUGCUCAAUUUUGGGCAACAGCAAAGAGAUCUGGAUAUGAAGCUUACAUACUGGAAGCAACAUACAAGGACCCAACUGGAUGCGCAGCAAGAAACGUACAUGGUAUCACACUGGAUCAAGUACAGCAGAUGGCAGAACAGUGGGAAGAAGCUCCAUCGUUGUACAUGCAACUGGAUAUCAAGUCUUUGAAGCGAUGGGAUGACCUAAAGGAGAGUGGAAUCGAGGAGGUGGACAUGGACAUGGAAGAUGACUUUGCGCUGCCAGAAAGAAAAUCUGAUAACCACACCCAGUCAGAAGGAAAAGGUGCAACAGAAGAGUCUUACAUAAACGAGAGGAAAUGGGAAGAAGAACCCAGCUCCCGUACAGAAGUAAAAGAACUAAGUAAAAGUAAAUGGUCAAAUGUGGAGGAAGACGAUGAAACAGAGAAAUCUCAAAGUACAAGAAGAAACUCAAAAUCACUUUCCAAGUCAAGCCAAGAACGCUUGACGAAAGGUAAAACUGUUUGGUGGGGCGAUAAGGGAGGAGAUGCAGGGUUUUCAAUUGGUGCAAGGAAUAUGAACAUGCCUUCUUUAGUGAUAGGUCCCGGAUCAGGAUAUAACUUGAAAUCGAAUCCGCUAUCGGAAGCAGAGAGCCGUGCACUCGUUGAUGCAAUUGGAAAAGCAAAGGUAAGAGGAAUCUUCCAAGAUCAGCUAAGAGCAGAGCGCGAGUCUUUCAAAGCUGUUUUUGACAAGAGACAUGGUACAUCUUACAAUUCAAAGGACGAGUAAGUGUAUGCAUAUGAUUAAAAACUAAAAUGUAUUAUGUACGUUCAUAUGAAUUUUUAAUGUUUUCCUUAUUA